GUCUUUGUGCACUUCCGGAGGAUGAGCGGGGGGAUGGGGUUGCCGAUGCUGUUGCCGACCUCGAGCACAUCCUGCAGGAGGCCAGCAACCGUACCCGUUCGAAGCGCAGCAAGCAGCUGGUGGAGAAUGGGGACCUCAGCCAACUGCGAGAGAAGGCUCUUCAAGCCUUUCGCGACCAGGAGCGACUCUCCCUCAACGAAGCGCUGGAGCAGGGUGCAGUGCCCUGCCGUCGACGCGGCUGCCGGCGGCGCCACGACAACUCUGUCUCGAGCAUUCUUGGCCUCGGUUUCUGCAGCCCGCAGUGUGCAGAGAAGGACAACGAGAGACAGCACAAAGCGCUGGAGAAGUGCGUGGAUGAGGAGGGCUUCAACGCUGCGGGCCUCCACGAGCUAGACAUGGGCUGGCUCACGCAGUAUGGCGUCGGAAUGGUUGGGGGAAUGAGCAGACUGAGAUUCUUGGUGUUUAACGAAGACAUCGCCUUCCGUCUCAGUUUCGAACACUGCGCCCGGCAUGUGGAAGAGGCUGCUGGCUUGUCGCUGGAUGGUGUGCGGAGCUAUUUUCGCACCGAGCAAGAGAGGCGCAAUGCCGCAGCCACCCAAGCCAUGGCAUCGUUGCAGCUGAACUACCAGGCAGCGCACAAAGUCUUCCCUGCUGCCUGGAGCCUCCUGCAGGCGGCAGUUGAGGACGUGGGUCUUGAAGCCGAUGCAGUGCUUUUCAGCUUUGCGAACGCCGGACGCGUAAUGCGGGCCACUGCGUGCGCGGCCUGCGACCGACAGUCGAUCAAGGAUUACAGCAAGACCUCAAGCUUCCUGUCUUUCUCCAUCCUCGUGCCCGAGAACGAUGCUUGGAAGAUGUGCGAGGUGUACGACCGCCUGGCAGCCAGGGGAGUCAUCACUGUCCGUCUCUGGAACAAACUGACUCCGAAGGCCUACUAUGGGGAGUAUGCCAUGCAUGUCCUUUUGAACUGCAAGCUGCAAGCCACUGGCCACAUCUUCGAAGUCCGGCUCUGCUUUGGUGCUUUCUACCACCUGGAGCAAGACUUGAGCUGGCUCUGCGACUGGCGCGAACUGCUGCGCUCCCAGCACCACUUUCUCCCUGGCGAAGAAAACCACUACCAGGGUCAGGUCAGGGACAAGGUGGGACAGCUCAUUGAUGUGGAAGUCUUGACGCCCAAGUCCGCCCUCCCGGGUAAGCCAGAUGGCGAGGGUGUGAUGUGCUAUGCGGAUGGUGGAGACCUUUACCGGGGCCAGUGGGUCCAGGGCAAAAAGCAUGGUCAAGGAGCACAAUACUACUGCUCUGGAGACAGCUACCAGGGCGAAUACCAGAAUCACAAGAAGCAUGGCCAGGGCAUCUACCGAUAUGCCGAUGGCGAUUGUCACGAGGGCCAGUACCUGGAAGGCCGGAAACAUGGUUCCGGCUUGUACUGGUACUCGGACGGCCGCGUCCUGGUAUCCAACUACGACCACGAUCAGCAAUCAGGACCCGGGGUCGUCUGGAGCACCGAUGGUCUUCAGGCUUGGCUCACGGAGUCAGGCAUCGAGGUGUCGGACCUGGAUCUCGACACAGCCGAUGAGAAAGCAAGGGAGAUGGGCUUCCCAUCCUUCCCGCGUGAUUGA
Symbiodinium necroappetens is the source of this 1616-nucleotide messenger RNA. Lineage: Eukaryota; Dinophyceae; Suessiales; Symbiodiniaceae. The record is from the annotation of a GenBank genome assembly.